AUGGCUUUUCGAUUCGCAGCAAGAAGAGUCGCCCUCGCGCGUCCCGCUGUCCCUGCUAGGGCUUUCCACUCGACGCCCCGCGCCUUGGUGAAGACGGGCGACGCCGUGCCCAGCCUCGACGUGCUCGUGGAGAAUUCGCCCGGCAACAAGGUCAACCUCGCCGACGAGUUCGCCAAGGUCAGCAAUGGCCUCAUCAUCGGUGUCCCCGCUGCCUUCUCGCCCGCGUGCUCGGCGAGCCACAUCCCCUCGUACAUCAAACACCCCAAGCUCAAGGAGCAGGGCGCCGUGUUUGUCGUCUCCGUCAACGACCCCUUUGUGAUGAAGGCUUGGGGUGAUCAAUUGGACCCCGCUGGCGAGACUGGCAUCCGAUUCCUGGGUGACCCCUCCGGCGAGUUCACCAGGGCGCUCGAGGUCGACUUCGAUAGCAAAGCCAUCUUCGGCAACGACCGCAGCAAGCGUUACACUCUUGUUAUCGAGAACGGCAAGGUCAAGGAGGCCCACGUCGAGCCCGACAACAUUGGCACCAAGGUUUCCUUGGCCGACACGGUCCUGGGUUGA
This is a messenger RNA of Colletotrichum navitas, 558 nucleotides long. RefSeq names its product redoxin. The coding region runs from base 1 to 558 and encodes 185 amino acids. Gene Ontology annotation, biological process: cellular response to oxidative stress; hydrogen peroxide catabolic process; cell redox homeostasis. Gene Ontology annotation, molecular function: thioredoxin peroxidase activity. The record is from RefSeq and is a predicted model, not a curated record. Lineage: Eukaryota; Fungi; Ascomycota; Sordariomycetes; Glomerellales; Glomerellaceae. The transcript has 4 exons. Gene Ontology annotation, cellular component: peroxisome; cytosol; mitochondrion.